Fraxinus pennsylvanica is the source of this 1560-nucleotide messenger RNA. NCBI's taxonomy places the organism in Eukaryota, Viridiplantae, Streptophyta, Magnoliopsida, Lamiales, Oleaceae. The record is from the annotation of a GenBank genome assembly.
AUGUGCUUGCUGGACAGACAGUCUUUCUCUGAGGUUGAUGAGAUUCAAGCUCCAUACGAGCUUCCCUCCAUUACCCUUGAUGAAAUAGGACAGAUAACAUACAACCCUCUCUACUUCUUCAGUCAAAUACCUAGUGUAGAUCUGAAGAUGGAAAACAAAGGAAGCGUGUUAAUGCAAAGAUAUGAGUUGGGUAAAUUGCUUGGACAAGGCACCUUUGCCAAGGUUUACCAUGCAAAAAAUCUUAAGACUGGCAUGAGUGUGGCCAUUAAGAUAAUUGAUAAGGAGAAGAUCUUGAAGGUCGGGAUGAUUGAACAAAUCAAACGAGAAAUCUCUGUAAUGAGACUUGUUAGGCACCCAAAUAUUGUUCAGCUUUAUGAAGUCUUGGCCACCAAAAAAAAGAUAUAUUUUGUCAUGGAAUACGUAAAAGGUGGUGAACUCUUUAACAAAGUGAUCAAAGGGAAAUUGAAAGAAGAUGUUGUAAGGAAAUAUUUUCAACAGCUGAUAAGUGCAGUUGAUUUCUGCCAUAGCAGAGGUGUUUUUCACAGGGAUCUUAAACCUGAGAACCUUCUUUUGGAUGAAAAUGGAAACCUAAAAGUCUCGGAUUUUGGAUUGAGUGCUCUUGCGGAAUCCAAGCGCCAGGACGGUUUACUUCACACAACGUGUGGGACACCUGCCUAUGUUGCUCCCGAAGUGAUUAACAGGAGAGGUUAUGAUGGCGCCAAAGUUGAUAUCUGGUCAUGUGGGGUGAUCUUGUUUGUUCUAUUGGCUGGAUAUCUCCCAUUCCAUGAUUCAAAUUUGAUGGAGAUGUAUAAAAAAAUCGGCAAGGCAGAGUUCAAAUAUCCUAACUGGAUCCCUCCUGAUGUUCGCAGGCUCAUUUCAAAAAUACUGGAUCCAAACCCGAACACCAGGAUUUCCAUAUCCAAAAUCAUGGAAAGUUCUUGGUUCCGUAAGGGUUUCCAAUCCAAAGUCACGAAAAGUAGUGCUGAUUCUAUGAUUCGAGACAUGGAUGUAAAAGAGGCAGUAGUUGAUGCUGAUGCAAUGUUCAGUUUUGGGGAGAACGCGAACUCAACAGGUGUGAAACUAGAAUUUGCAAAGCCUACAAACCUGAAUGCAUUCGAUAUCAUCUCCCUUUCAGCCGGUUUCGACUUGUCUGGCUUGUUCGAGGAAAAUGACCAAAAGAAAGAAGUUCGUUUUACAUCUAAGCAACCUUCCAAGACUAUCAUCUCCAAGUUAGAGCAAGUAGCAAAGCGUCUAAAGUUGAAAGUAUUGAAGAAGGAUGGAGGAUUGUUAAAAUUUGAAGGAACAAAGGAAGGCCGAAAGGGUAUGCUGUCUAUCGAUGCAGAAAUCUUUGAGGUUACUCCGAGUUUUCAUUUAGUCGAGAUGAAGAAAUCCAAUGGAGACACGCUGGAAUACCAGAAGAUGAUGAAGCAGGACAUAAGACCAUCACUGAAAGACAUUGUUUGGACAUGGCAAGGUGAUCAUCCACAACCCCUGCAGCAACAAGAACAACCAGAGGUACAGCCAUUGACACAAUUGGAUGUUGUUGCGCCUCAAAAUUGA